Messenger RNA from Pelodiscus sinensis (Chinese soft-shelled turtle), 4977 nucleotides. The record is from RefSeq and is a predicted model, not a curated record. NCBI's taxonomy places the organism in Eukaryota, Metazoa, Chordata, Testudines, Trionychidae.
CACAGCAAGUGAAAUCAGCUGCUUCUGAUUUUUUUUUUGUCCAUUUUUACCCUCUGGGAUUUUUUACUCUCUCUCCUAUUUAGUUCUUGUUCCUCCUCCCCCCCACCAUCCCACCCCACACACACACCUUACUUGGUUUGAAGAGCAGAAUAACAUUUGGUUUGUCUCCUAAGUCUGAUCACUAUGUUUCUGGUUCUUCUAGCCACCACGGAGUUAAAGGACUUUUUUGCUAAGGCCCGGAAUGGCUCGAUCCGCCUCAUCAAAGUCGUCAUUGAGGAGGCUGGUGCUGGGAGCUGCCAAAGACCUGGCUCGGCAUUGGGAUAAGGACUACGACUCCUUCGUGCUGCCGCUGCUGGACGAACAGCAGCCGUGCUACAUCCUCUACCGGCUGGACACCCAGAACGCCCAGGGCUUCGAGUGGCUCUUCAUCUCCUGGUCCCCGGACAAUUCCCCGGUCAGGCUGAAGAUGCUGUAUGCAGCAACCCGAGCAACAGUGAAGAAAGAAUUUGGAGGAGGACACAUAAAGGAUGAGCUGUUUGGGACCGUGAAGGAAGACAUCUCGCUCAGUGGCUACCAGAAGCAUGUGUCGUCCUACUCCGCCCCGGCCCCUCUGACAGCAGCCGAGCAGGAGCUCCAGCAAAUCCGUAUUAAUGAGGUGAAGACGGAGAUCAGCGUGGAGAGCAAACACCAGACCCUGCAGGGCCUGGCCUUCCCGCUGCAGCCCGAGGCCCAGCAGGCCAUCCUGUUGCUGAAGGAGAAGAAAAUCAAUUACAUCCAGCUGAAACUGGAUCUGGAGCGGGAGACGAUCGACCUGGUCCACACAAACGCCACGGAGCUAGCGGACCUCCCCAGAAGGAUCCCCCAGGACACCGCGCGCUAUCACUUCUUCCUGUACAAGCACUCUCACGAGGGAGACUACCUGGAGUCUGUGGUGUUCAUCUACUCCAUGCCUGGCUACCGGUGCGGCAUUAAGGAGCGGAUGCUGUACUCCAGCUGCAAGAGCCGGCUGCUCGACACUGUGGAGCAGGAGUUCUCCCUGGAGAUCACGAAGAAGAUCGAGAUAGACGACGGAGCCGAGCUGACCGCCGAGUUCCUGUACGACGAGGUCCACCCCAAGCAACACGCCUUCAAGCAGGCGUUCGCCAAGCCCAAGGGGCCCGUGGGGAAACGGGGACAGAAGCGGCUGAUCAAAGGGCCAGGAGAGAACGGCGAGGACAGUUAGAUCCCAAAGGGCAGGAAGCCGGGGCAGGAACAGGCCUGUGAACUUCGGACGGCAUCCCGAAGGGCAGUUUCCACAGGAUCCGCGGCUCCGCUUCCGAGCCUGCCCGCCGAGCCCGGAGAGGCUUUCCCCCUCCUCCUUGUGGGUCAGAUCCUGAGCACCUGGCUUCGCUUGGGGGAGGGGCGGGGAGGAAGCCGGGGCAGGGGUGGGAUCUGUGGUGGUUUGAUUUUCUCUUCCCCCCCUCGCUCUCUUGUGUAAUUCCUGAGCAGAACGAUGUCCCAGUAGGCAGUGAGGUUUAAACGGGUGCUCCUGAUGCCCCCUGGCGUGUGACCUGGUAGCUGCACUAACGGAAGGGCUCGCUUACCCAGAGGCCGGGCUCUGGAAUUGCUGGUCGGGGUUGGGCUGAUGACGAAAGCAGGCGGCUUUCACCUCCCCUUUGUGUGUUGCCUCCGUAUCCAAGUCCCUAAGCCUGGACAGCUUUCCCCUAUGACGCUGGCUCCUUAGCUGGCCAGUGCCCUGGGACGUGCGCCAGACGGCUUCCUCCCCGGGGACGGGCCAGCGGCUCUACUGCCGGGUGGGAUCCGGGGAGCGUGGGGCGGGAUCGCUGGCGUUCCUCACCACAGCAGGGCAACUUCCCCCCUUUCCAUGGAGGCUGGUGGGCGUGGGGCGAACGCAGCCCCCGGGCAGGCCACCCACAGAGCAGCAGCGUUCUGCCGCGGUGAGUGGAAGCUGGGUAGUUCCUCCCCUCUGGGCGCAGAGGCGGGGCUCUCGGAGAGACUGCGCGUUUCACAGUCCGGGGUUUGCCUUGGAUCUGUGUCCCAGUGUGGAGGCUCCUCUGUCGCCUGCAGUUCCACCCUCCGGCUUUCCCAGCUGCUGGAGCCACUCCCGCAAAACCCGUCUGAGGCCCUGGAUGCUGCUCUGCUCCAGAAUUAGAAGCUGAGACACUCUGGCCGGCAGUUAAACUGGGGCUCUGGCCCUUUGUCACUGAGUUGAGGGGCAAGGGAGGCUGGGCCCCAGCCACUAACCUGCUGGCAGCUCUCCCUUGCUCCGGGUGCAGUCUGAACAUGAGCCGAUCACCUGGACCCAUGAGCUCCGUAUCUGGCUCUGGGCUGCCUCGUAACACCCUGGUGCAGGAACAGCUCUUGUGACACUCACGCCUGGCCCUACGGUUGCAUUACUGCCCUGCCCUGGCUCCCCAGACCCACUCUGGCACCUCCUCAGUCCUGAACCCACUGUCCAAAACCAGACUUGGGAAGAGGGGAGCGACCCACAGCCCACCAGGGGUGUUGUGCAUGCCAGGCCACCCAUAACCCCAUUCAUCCUCGCGUGUGAUAGUUUAGCCCUUCGUUAUGCCCAGCAGCCCAUCCUUUGUUCUCUAGGGAAGUGGGGACAGCCAUGUCCAGCUGAGGGCUACAGGACACCGUCACGCUGCCCGAGACCAGGGUGGUUUUGCGGUGCUGGGCUGCGAGAACAUCAGCAGCGGCAGGUUUAUCCGUUGCAUUCUGCUCUCCGGUUAGCAGGGCUGUCCCUUCACCCUGACUGGGAACAUUGGGUAUCUGGAGAAGACUUGUAGGUCCAUGUGAAGCAGGUUGGCUGAGGUGUUCCCCUGGGGCAGAGGGGCUAGCUGUGGCCCAGGCGGGAGGCCCGGGGAGCUGUGGCGGUGAUGAGGAAGGAGCGUGCUGUCCAGGCCCGUGCGCACGAAAGCGUCAGGACUGUCGCCAGGAAAGGGGGAGAGUUGUGGCUGUUGGAAAUCCACCUCGUAGCUGUUUGUUUCCGUGGGGCACGGUGUUUCACGCACACGUCAUUCCAGCCCUGGGCAGCCUCUGCCUGAUCUGUAUCGUGUCUGAGGGGACUCAGCCUUGUCCAUCCUGGAGCACUGUGGGGUGUUAUGUUGGACGCGAAGCCGUUGUUUGGUUUUCAUUCUCUCUGCUGCCGUGAAAACUUUGGAAGGCUGUGUCAGCCCGGUGGAUUGUCCCAGUCUGAGGAGGAAGAGUCGACAUGGAGGUCGGCUCAUCCCUUCCAGGUAGGAAAUGGGGGGACUUGUUCUAGAGCGCAAGACAGGGAGGUGGCUAGGAAAGGAUUUUACACGUCCGUUGGCUCAGCCCAUGAGCUGAAAUGUCUAGUUCGUGCUGGGUUUUCAGCAGCCCUGGAGGUUUGGCUGCUGGAGGUGAUCAGGGCAGUGCUGGGACAACCCAGAGGUGGGCUAGGGGUAAGCGUUGACCUGGCAGGAGAGUCUCUACCAGGGAUUUUAGCUGUGGGCCCUCCCUCACCUUCCCUGGCUCAGACUACACACCAGGUCCCAGUCUCAGCUGGCUUUUCACCUCCCUGGCUUUUCAGCGGAACCUCUCGCUUUUCCUGCCAGCAGUCAUGGGACCUGGUCAGCAGGACUCUCCUUGUGACAAACCACAAACUAUCCAGCUGUGGGGGGGAGAGGAGGGAGUGGAAUAUCCCUUCCUCUCUCCAGGCCAGCGGCUUUUCAGACGUGUUUUCCUCUGGAGUGAGGCAAUAGCUUGUCUCUUCCCGUUGCUCAGCCCUUGCUGACCCUUCUGGCUGCUUGACCAUCUGUACCUUAGCCCUGCUUCUUUGGGGGAGUUACGUGAAAGGGUCCACAUGCAUGCGAGGACCUAUUCCACCCAUGUUCUGUAUUGUGCCGUGGAACACCAGCCCCUCCCUCUGCUAUGCGAAGACCCAGUGAAAUCAGUGCUCUGUUUUAUGGUAAGGCCUCAUGUUCUCCUGUUCCCGGAUGAACGUGCACAGCCCGCAUUCCAGGAGCAGGCCAGCAAGCGGUGGAACUGCUCUGUCGCAGAGUCCUGGUCUCUCCCUGGGUGGGAAUUUGACUUCUCCAUCCUCCCUCUGGGCAGGGAGGGCUCACGGAGUUGAGGAAGUUUACAUGCUUCUGGCCACCCGGGAUCCCAGGAGAAGACACGGACCCCUGGGCGUCUUGAUAUCUCCAGGGCGCUGGUAGCUGCUGAGCGAGUCGCUCACUUCUGUCCCUAACUCUUUUUCUAAAUGGGGAAGAGACUUUAAUCCGGUUUAAAGAGUCUGCACUGUAAACAGACCAUCCCGGUCAUCUCUGUACCAGUGGUGGGCAACCUGCAUGCUGCAUACAGCCCAUUGGGAUUCUGCCUGCGGCUUGCACAUCCCCUCUCUGCCCCCCUCUCCACGUGCUUCUUGCACCCUGGGGCACUGGAGCCCCACACUUACCUAUGCCUCCCCCUUCCUCCCAGCACUUUGAAUCAGCUGAUUCGUGCUCCGUCCCUGCCGCUCCCCCUUCCUCCCAGAGCUUGAACUGCUUUGGAUCAGCUCAUUCGUGGUGCUCUGAGUGCUAGGAGGGAGGGGGAAUGAAGUGUGGGGCUCCUGUGCCCCAGUGUGCAAGAGGCGCGUGGGGGAAGGGGGCAGAGAGGGGACGUGCAGACAUGGAACAUCAAUAGGCCGCAGGUUACCCACCAUUUUCAAUCUUGCGGCCUACUGAGAUGAAGGAGGCUACUCAUGCAGCUUGCUCGCCUUGGCUGCUCUAGAACCGUGUGGCGUUUGGACUCGUUACCUUUGCCCCCACGCUUGGUGCAAGCCAUUGCCUGGCAGUGAUGCGAAGGUCCAGUCGGAACUCGCCCAACAGGCGAACAAGCGGAGCUCUAGGGCCUGUCGGGACCUGCGUGAAGGAAGGGAUUCCCAGUGGCUCUGUCCCCUCCUCGCCCCACGUGCUCCAUGCUUAAGGACAAAUUCUGCUCCUGGAAUCGUGUGUCCCCUCCUCCCCCCUC